CUCGACUGACAGAUAGCUCGUUGUGUAUCGUCAUCGUCUCAACCUCAAAGGCUGAAAAAGGCGCACGCAGCAGAUAAAGUUGUUCAUUUUGUUCAUUAAGAGGCAUUUUUCAAUAAUAAUUCUACCAAAAUGACUAACGCUUGGAGAGCAGUCGGAAUUACCUACAUUCAAUACUCCAAUAUUGCUGCCCGUGUGCUGCGUGAAGCUCUUCGCACAGAAUUGCGUGCCGACGCCGCCAAACGUAACGAUAGCCAUGUGAAGUUCACACCAUGGGCCAACGGCAAGCCAGCGCAUCUAAAAGAAUAAUGUCUUCUAUCUACAAAGUAAAAGAAACUUUUAGAACGUUCACGCCAAACCCAAUCGGAAUCUUAGACUUCAUCUUAAAAUGGCGCUCGAAACAACAACCACAAAAGCGCUCCAGCGGCAAAUUUAAAGUUGUUUCCAUAGUUUAAAAUUACAUCAAAUUAAAUGUGAAAAAUCCGUAAAAAACAUUUUUUAUUUAUUAAUAAUUAGUAUAGAACGACAUAGAUAAACAUAAACGUUUAAAAACAAAGGUAAUUAGGAAAGCCAA
Molecule: messenger RNA, 571 nt
Organism: Scaptodrosophila lebanonensis
Lineage: Eukaryota; Metazoa; Arthropoda; Insecta; Diptera; Drosophilidae
Gene: sun
Product: protein stunted
Exons: 4
Coding region: 130-306 (58 amino acids)
Biological process (GO): proton motive force-driven mitochondrial ATP synthesis
Cellular component (GO): mitochondrial inner membrane
Molecular function (GO): proton-transporting ATP synthase activity, rotational mechanism
Source: RefSeq, a predicted model, not a curated record